Oncorhynchus nerka (sockeye salmon) is the source of this 4989-nucleotide messenger RNA. RefSeq names its product oxoglutarate dehydrogenase a (gene ogdha). The transcript is spliced from 23 exons. NCBI's taxonomy places the organism in Eukaryota, Metazoa, Chordata, Actinopteri, Salmoniformes, Salmonidae. Gene Ontology annotation, cellular component: oxoglutarate dehydrogenase complex; mitochondrion. Gene Ontology annotation, biological process: tricarboxylic acid cycle. Gene Ontology annotation, molecular function: oxoglutarate dehydrogenase (succinyl-transferring) activity; thiamine pyrophosphate binding. The record is from RefSeq and is a predicted model, not a curated record. Bases 266 to 3322 code for a protein of 1018 amino acids.
CUAGCUUCACAUAGGUGUCUCGACUCUCACACCGCAGUUGCUUUUGGUGUUGCUACUCGCUGUCAUUUCCAUUAAGACAGAGGGCAACGCGGCAGAACAGAGUUGGUUAGGAAACAAACACCGCUGACAAGUGAAAACCAAAGGCCCCCUGGAAAAAGUUUUCCUGUGGAUCAUUUGACUGCAGUUUGGUUGAAGUGAAAGGAGUCUCCAUCCCACUCUGUGAUUGUUUUGGAGAGACAGGCGAGUUGUGUGCUAAAGGACUGCGAUGCAUCGCUUAAGGACUUGCGCUGCCCGGCUGCGGCCGCUGACAGCCUCUCAGAGUGCUCAGAACUUUUCACAGCAGAGGCGUGUGGCCGUACCAAGGACUUUUCAGCCAUUAAGGUGCUACACCGCGCCUGUGGCUGCCGAGCCUUUCCUCAAUGGAACAAGCUCCAAUUAUGUGGAGGAGAUGUACUAUUCAUGGCUAGAGGACCCCAAGAGUGUUCAUAAGUCUUGGGACGUUUUCUUUCGCAAUGCCAAUGCAGGUGCUCCCCCGGGCAUGGCCCACCAGAGCCCUCUGAGCCUGGCCGGACUCCCUCAAGUCCAGUCUUUGGCAGGGGCUCAGCCCAACGUGGAGAAGCUGGUGGAGGAUCACCUGGCUGUCCAAUCCCUCAUUCGUGCCUACCAGAUCCGUGGGCACCAUGUUGCUCAGCUGGACCCUCUGGGGAUUAUGGAUGCCGAUCUGGACUCUCACGUCCCCAAUGACAUUAUAACGUCCUCGGAUAAACUCGGCUUUUAUGGACUGGACGAGUCGGAUUUGGACAAAGUGUUCCGCCUGCCUACCACCACCUUUAUCGGGGGCACUGAGACCGCCUUGCCCUUGAGGGAGAUAAUCCGCCGCCUGGAGAUGGCCUACUGCCAGCACAUCGGGGUUGAGUUCAUGUUCAUCAAUGACCUAGACCAGUGCCAGUGGAUCCGGGAAAAGUUUGAGAAGCCCGGCGUCAUGCAGUUCACCCUGGAGGAGAAGAGGACCCUGCUGGCCCGCAUGGUUCGCUCCACCAGGUUCGAGGAGUUCCUCCAGAGGAAGUGGUCGUCAGAGAAGCGCUUCGGCCUGGAGGGCUGCGAGUCUCUGAUCCCCGCCCUCAAGACCAUCAUCGACAAGUCCAGCGAGAAGGGUGUGGAGAACGUCGUCAUGGGCAUGCCACACAGGGGUCGUCUGAACGUGCUGGCCAACGUCAUCCGCAAGGAGCUGGAGCAGAUCUUCUGCCAGUUUGACUCUAAGCUGGAGGCUGCUGAUGAGGGCUCUGGUGAUGUCAAGUACCACCUGGGGAUGUACCACAGGAGGAUCAACCGUGUGACGGACCGCAACAUCACUCUGUCCCUUAUGGCCAACCCCUCCCACCUGGAGGCUGUGGACCCCGUGGUGCAGGGCAAGACCAAGGCCGAGCAGUUCUACUGCGGAGACACCGAGGGACACAAGGUGAUGUCCAUCCUGAUGCACGGUGAUGCUGCCUUUGCCGGUCAGGGCGUUGUGUACGAGACCUUCCAUCUCAGCGACCUGCCGUCCUACUCCACCCACGGCACGGUGCAUGUGGUCGUCAACAACCAGAUUGGCUUCACCACUGACCCCCGUAUGGCGCGCUCCUCUCCGUACCCCACUGACGUGGCCCGGGUGGUCAAUGCUCCCAUCUUCCACGUGAAUGCUGACGACCCUGAGGCUGUGGUGUACGUGUGCAACGUGGCCGCCGAGUGGAGAGCCACCUUCCACAAGGACGUGGUGGUGGACCUGGUGUGCUACCGGCGGUUGGGACACAACGAGAUGGACGAGCCCAUGUUCACUCAGCCCCUGAUGUACAAGCAGAUCAAGAAGCAGAAGGGAGUGAUGCAGAAGUAUGGCGAGAAACUUAUUGCAGAGGGGGUCGUCACGAGACAGGAGUACGAGGAGGAGAUUGCAAAGUAUGAUAAGAUCUGUGAGGAGGCACAUGUUCGCUCCAAGGAUGAGAAGAUCCUCCACAUCAAACACUGGCUGGACUCUCCCUGGCCUGGUUUUUUCAACCUGGAUGGCCAGCCCAAGAGCCUGACCUGCCCGUCCACUGGCCUGACUGAGGAGGAGCUGACCCACAUUGGUCAGGUGGCCUCCUCAGUGCCAGUCGAAGACUUCACCAUCCACGGAGGUCUGAGCCGUAUCCUGAAGGCCCGAGGGGAGAUGAUCAAGAACCGCACGGUGGACUGGGCCCUGGGAGAAUACAUGGCCUUUGGCUCUCUGCUCAAAGAGGGCAUCCAUGUUCGCCUCAGCGGCCAGGACGUGGAGAGGGGCACCUUCAGUCACCGACACCAUGUGCUGCAUGACCAGAACGUGGACAAGAGAGUUUGCAUCCCCAUGAACCACGUGGCCCCCAACCAGGCCCCCUACACCGUCUGCAACAGCUCCCUGUCUGAGUACGGCGUGCUGGGUUUCGAGCUGGGCUUUGCCAUGGCCAGUCCCAAUGCCCUGGUCCUGUGGGAGGCCCAGUUCGGAGACUUCCACAACACAGCCCAGUGCAUAAUCGACCAGUUCAUUUGCCCCGGCCAGGCCAAGUGGGUCCGCCAGAAUGGCAUAGUCCUGCUGCUGCCCCACGGCAUGGAGGGCAUGGGCCCAGAACACUCCUCUGCUCGUCCAGAGAGAUUUCUCCAGAUGUGCAACGAUGAUCCUGACGUGCUCCCGAGCAUCACAGAAGACUUUGCCAUUCGCCAGCUCCACGACUGCAACUGGAUUGUGGUCAACUGUUCGAACCCUGGCAACUUCUUCCACGUGCUGAGGAGGCAGAUUCUGGCGCCCUUCAGGAAGCCUCUCAUCGUUUUCACCCCCAAAUCCCUGCUGCGCCACCCCGAGGCGAGGUCCAACUUUGACGAGAUGCUGCCAGGCACAGACUUCCAGCGCCUGAUCCCAGAUAAUGGCCCAGUGGCCCAGAACCCAGCCGGGGUGAAGCGCAUCGUUUUCUGCACAGGGAAGGUGUACUACGAACUCACCAAGGAACGCAAGGCCCACGGCAUGGAGGACACGGUCGCCAUUGCUCGCAUGGAGCAGCUGUCCCCCUUCCCCUUCGACCUGGUGAAGGCUGAGAGCGAGAAGUACCCCAAUGCCGACCUGGUGUGGUGCCAAGAGGAGCAUAAGAACCAGGGCUACUACGACUACGUCAAACCCCGCAUGCGCACCACCAUCGAUCGCGCCAAGCCAGUCUGGUAUGCUGGUCGCCCUCCUGCUGCGGCCCCAGCCACAGGAAACAAGAAGGCCCACCUGGUGGAGCUGAAGAAUUUCCUGGACACUGCCUUCGAUCUGGACGCCUUCAAGGACCAGAUGUAACUCUUUCUUCCCGCUUCCUCUGUCCCAGGAUAAGGGGUAGCCUUCAACCUCCACUGCAACCCAGAGGCCCCUCCUCCUCCGUCCCAUAUGCCCACAUACCCCCUGGACUUGGAGCUUAGAGCAAGCCUACUCUCCUGGUGGGUGUCUCUGUCUCUAGCCCACAAAGGCAACAGUCCUGUUCAUUUAAGUCAUUGCUAUCUUCCCCUACCCAGGCCCUCCCUCAUCGACUCCCCCUGGUCCUGUCUCAGCGUGCCCUAGCCCACCUUCAUCAGACACAUGCCUCAAGACCACACAUUUAGCAGUAGACAACCAGCCAGCCAGCCAGUCAGGGGUCAGGAAAGAGAACCUUUGUACAGUCAGUGAUCCUUAGCUUGGUUUUUAUUUUCUCUACCUGUAUAUGUCUGGGUAACACUCCACUCACCAACACUAUAACCUUCUUGUGUUGGGUUUUGCUUAAGCCCUCUGUGUGUGUGUGUAACCAAAGCACAUUGUUUAUAAAGCUUUAUAUAUUUUUCAGUGUGUUUCAUUCUGUUGCUAUCCUUUUGAAAAGCGUCUCCUUACAUAUUUCAUCGCAGGUCUCCUUACAUAGCCAAAGGACGGGGCAACUGUUGCAACCAGUUUAAGAUAUGUACUGCUGGUAUUUGGCAAAACACACAACGGUUAGUUCAAUGUCAAUGGUCAGACCACAUCAUUUCGAGGAGAAUCAGGUGCCCCCCCCCUCCUGUUCUCUGCUCUGAGCACACUGCAGGGAUGAACUUGUCUUGGUCUCUACCCCUCCGUCUCUCUUCUCCAGGGCUAUCUAUCUCCUUGGUGAGUGCUACUGACAUCACCACCAUCUGCAACUGCUUUACAUUUGUCUGUUUAUUGGUUGCAUGUGUGUUAGGUUUUUUUGCCUUUCAAAUCAACUUUCUCAUUCUUGUAAUGGCUAUUAAAAUAUGAGGUAUUGAAUGCGGGAAAUGGGAAAUAUUUUCACUGUCACAUUGUCUUCAGUGAAAUACUAGUACAUUUAACAUGACAAAUGCUCUUUUAUCCAUCUUGCACCAUUUCUCACAAAAGAGGCUGAGACUUAGAUAAGGGAAAUUGGAGUGAUGAACCAGUGAGAUGAGUUGGUACCAUAUUUGCAUUUAUAUAUAUGAGUGUUGAACUGGUCAAAUGAGUUCCAUGUUUGCACUUGUAUAUAAAUCCACAUAGGAGAAGUUUGUAAAGGAUUGUUCAUAUAGCAAUGUCAGGGCAACUUCUGUCUUUAGAUACAUGGGCCCUAGCUCUGUUGUCCUACUGCAGAACAGGGCAAGCAGGUUGGAGCUGAUCCCCCCCCCCCCCCCCUACAUGUAGUCCUCUCAUGACUCUAGCUAAACACUGAUCUCAUCCAGAUGACAUAAACUAGACAUGGCACCUCUAGAUGUCUCAACAAUUCAUGUACUCAUUUUCCUCUUGCAACCCCUGUGCCAAAUUUGUUUUCAAGCAUUUCGCAUUAUUUUGAGGGUGUAUGAAUGAAUUGCCAGAGGAGUCUUUUUAGCUGCAUAGCUAAUUUAAAAAACAGGACAUCACCUUUUGUUUGGAUGGCUCCACGAGAAAGCAAAUGAUUUAUUUAUUUUCAUAUAGUCGAUUAAGAUUCUUUCCAUUUAAUUAUUUUUGCUUCAUUCAAUAAAGACUAUCUUCCCAAAUCA